Messenger RNA from Mustela lutreola (European mink), 8916 nucleotides. It is a transcript of the gene CIMIP6, whose product is annotated as chromosome 9 C2orf73 homolog. The transcript has 5 exons. The coding region runs from base 502 to 1368 and encodes 288 amino acids. NCBI's taxonomy places the organism in Eukaryota, Metazoa, Chordata, Mammalia, Carnivora, Mustelidae. The record is from RefSeq and is a predicted model, not a curated record.
CACUUUUGGAGCCAGCUCCGGCAGACGUGGGCAGCGCCGGGGAGGCCUCCUGCGAGGCUCCGCGGAUACGCAAGCAAUACAGCCUCCAGCACCAGAGCCUAGGGCCGCGGGGGAGGCUCUGGGAACCGCCCCUUUUUGAUCGCCAAGGCCAGCGUGGGCCUUAAUAAAUACUCCGCCCGGACCGAUAGGAAAGGCCAAGUUCAAACACACAGCGUUCAGCCCGGGGCGGGUCCGGAAAAGACGCCCAUAGACCCAACCACCUGCCCCCGCCUGGUCGGGCGGCCGCACCCGCAAGCUUGCGGAGCCCAUCCGGAUUACUGCGCCUGCGCGCUCCGGCUCCGCCCCCUUGCCGGUUUCCAAGGCCGCGCGCCGGGAGCCCGCCGUCGCUUAGCAACGCACGAGUCACAGUCCCGGCCCUCCGCGCGCCCCUUUCCAGGCAGGGCUUAGUCCCAGAUCUUCCCGUGAGGCUCCUCGCUGCCUUGUGUCAGGCCGCAGGAGCCCAUGGAGGAAAAGGAGGAUAAGCAGCAAGAGCAUAAAAUAGAAGAUGGUGGUAUAGUGUAUGUAACUGGAAAAAAAGAAGAAAUCAAACAACCUGGAAAAAGUAUACAACAUUCAAAACCAUUUGUUGGGAGAGGACGUAUAUAUUAUGCAAAAUUCAUUCAUACAAAUGCAAGAACAUUGAAUGAACCAGUUCCCUACAUAGAUCCCAGAAAAGGGCCAGAAAAGCAGGGUGACUGGUGGUCCCAUGGUAAAAGACUGGAGCAUCCCUUCCAACCACCUUAUGACACUAAGAGCACCCAGAGGAGUGACUUUCAAAAGCCAGCAUGUCCAUUGGUUUUGCCAGUCAAACACAGCAAGUUGCAAAAGCCUUCUUGUGGAAUAGUUCCACUUGCCUCUCCUGAUGCAUCAGCAGAACUUCAAAAGAAUUUUAUAGAACACAUCUCUUUUUUACAUCGAUAUAAUGCUAGGAAAAGUCCCAACGAGCCCAUCCGGGGAAAGCGACAUGGAGCUUUUGUGCAGACAGAGAUAAAACCAGGGAGUAGGCCAAUAAUUCCUACGGGAACAGAGGUAUUACGGAAUGCUCUAGGGUCAUGCUCAUCAGAACAGUCCAAAAAAACAGAGAAAGGAAACUCAGCGGAAAGCAAAAUGAUCUCACCAGGUCUCUGCCGACAAAAUUCCCCAGAGCUGUUAGAGACUGAAACUCACUUAUCAGAAACAGACGUCAGAGAGGCAGCCAAGGCAUGCCCCAGAAGUCCUGAAAGAAGGAAGAAGGUUGCAGACAUCUUCCAAGCAACUGCAGUAAACGCUCUUCUUCCCAGGUAUGAUCAUUUCAAUCCAUCAAUAAAAAGUCAGGAUAAGUCAGGAUAAAUUACCUUCUUCAGAUAAAAAUCUAAUCCUUGGGAUGGAGAGGAAUUACGGAAUCACAGAAGCCCUCACAGUUGCUUUUUCUGUUAUCAAUAACCUCAAAUUUCAAUUUACAUAAAUAGGAAAAUGAAAAAAGACAAUUAAAAUGCACCAAAAAUUUAAGAAUCGUCUCUGAUGAGUAGUAGAUUAUGAGACAUAUCUCUGUUUUAUUAUUUAUAAACAAAACAAUUUUGUUUUACACAAAAAUGAACAUAGUUAACAAAUAUAAAACUUUUAUGAGAGGCCUUAUGGGAUAAUUAUCCUGUGGAAUCAAAGUAGUGUUGGAAUUUUGCCUCUACCACCUAUGAGCUGUGUGACCUUGGGUAAGUUAUUCAACUUCUCUAGACUUCAGUUUCCUCAUCUGUAAAAUCAGGAUAAUGGUGACUUCCCAUGGUUAGUGAUAAUGAGAUUAUAUACAUUGAUCAGUAAGUAACCAAUGUGAUUAUAUUAUCACUAUUACUAUAAUUAAAGUUUCAGCUGAAACAUAAUCCUCUUCUGUAACCUUAAAUUCUUCUCCUUAUUUUUUUUUAAAGAUUUUAUUUAUUUAUUUGACACACAGAGAGAUCACAGUAGGCACAGAGAGAGGGGGAAGCAGGCUCCCCACUGAGCAGAGAGCCCUAUGCCAGCCUUGAUCCCAGGAUCCUGAGAUCAUGACCCCAGCCAAAGGCAGAGGCUUAACCCACUAAGCCACCCAGGCGCCCUCCUCCUUAUUUUAUUUUAUUUUUUAAUAUUUAAUUUAUUUAUUUGACACAGAGAGAUCACGAGUAGGCAGACAGGCAGGCAGAGAGACAGAGGAGGAAGCAGGCUCCCUGCUGAACAGAGAGCCCGAUGCAGGGCUUGAUUCUAGGACCCUGGGAUCAUACAUGAGCCGAAGGUAGAAGCUUUAACCCACUGAGCCACCCAGGCACCCCUCCCUCCUCAUUUUAAAACUUUUAGUCCUUCCACAUACAAUUAAGAGUGUGAAAAAUUAAAAACAUUUCUCCUGGUACUAGUUACACAAAUGUGCAUGUGCACGCACAUACACACACACACUCUUACUUCAAAGAUAUAUGGGUACCUAGAAUAUAAAAAUAUUUCCUAAGUUGUUUUCUAUUUUACUUAGAUCACUUAGAUCAGUACUAACUCAAUCUUUGCUUUUUAGAUGAGUUUGGUGUGGUUGAUUCUACCAGCUCUUCUAUUUGGCACAUUUGGUGUGCCAAAAUGUAUCUGUCAGGAGCUGUGUUCUCUUGCACACAAGUGGAGUAGGUAGAAUAUUUUUCUGCUGUCGAAAGAGUAUUUAUAUGCUCAGCAAAUUUCCAUGGCAAUAUAUCAGUUGCACUAUUACCUGUAAUGUUGAUAAGACAAUAGGUGUAUCUUUAUCCCUUUCUUUUCGACUAAAGAAAUUUUAAUAGAUUGCCAAAUGAAUGAAUGCCAUUAUUAUAUAUUUGUGUAUUGGGGACUUUCAGUUCUUACAAUACAACAGAUUAAGGGUAAUAGUGAACCCCUUUCAUUGCACACACCUUGAAAUGCUGAAUAAAAUAUAUAGCCAAGCUCACAAAACUGAGAAACGCCCAUGUUGCAAAAUAGCUUGAUUAUUUGUGUAUCAAUAUGCAUCUUAAAGAUCUUUUAUUGACACAUGUAAAGUAUCUCAUUUUUAAUCACUGCAUUGUCUUCCAUAGUAUAGAUAUAGUAGAGACUGGAGCCGAGGUCUUACAGGCUAAUGGCUUGAAUUUUAAUCCACAGUGGAACAGAGAUGGAAACCUCCAUAUUAGAGUUGAGAUUAAAACCUACAUAAAGCUAGAACCCUCAAAGAGUUGGCCUAUCUCGGUACAAGGCAGACUAGAAGAUCUUCACUUGUACAACCAGGCAGACAGCAAGAAAGUUUCCUCUUCCUACAUCUAGACCUUCCUACAGUAGACCAUGGCUAAAGUUUAUGUAAGAAGGUACAACCUCAAGCUUUGCCACAUUCCAGUUUGGAAUAUGAAUUUUCAUGCAGAACAUCUAAUUGGACACAAAAUUAACAUAAAAAUUAGUCCUGCUGGUGAAAUGCAAAUGCAAAACCUUCCCUGAAGAGAGAUUUCCACAAUCCAUGGAAGUAACAGUCCGCUAAGGGAAGGUCACAAACAAAAGUUAUAGAUCAUAAAAAAGAAAACCAAACUGAGAAAGAGUCUGAAGUAUAACAAAAGGAAUGGUUAAACCUUAAAACUAGAAGUAAUAGAAUUUGAACACUUUCAAUUUCAAGGUAUUUGUCUUUCUUGCACUCUGGAAAUUUUUACUCUGUAGCCUUUCUAUUAUUUCCAUCCCCCCAUCUCCAUUCCCUCCUUCUGGAACAACUACCAGCUGCAUGAUAGAAUGCUUGCAUCUAUCUUCUAUGUGUCCUAACUUUUCUUUCAUUAUCUUUUUCAUGGUACUUUACCACUAAGUAAUGCAAGAAUCCCUUGACACUAAUUUUCUACUAACUAAUUUGUUUCCCAGCCUUGUUAAUUGUUACACCAGGCCAUCUAUGGAAAACAGUUUUUAAUUAGUAUUUUAUUUUUUAAUUUCUGAGAUCUGUAAAUGUUUCCUUAAUACACAAGAUUCUUCCUAUAUUAUAGAUAUGAUAGCUUCUCUUAUCACUCUUAGAACACUGUAAUAAAGCUUAUCAUCUUAACAUCUUUUUCUGCUCUCUUAAUUCUAUUGAUUUUUGUUUGUUGAGGAAGAUGCUUCAAUUUCUUGGUAUUAUACUUUAUUCUUCAAACAUUUGGUGAGUCUUGGUUGUAUACUCUUCUCUGAUUAUGUAAUUUUCAGACCCUUAUCAGUGUAAAUUGUUUCUGUCUGUUGCACCUGACUUUUCGACAGGGUUGGGAUAUGAGUCAGACAGGAUCUAAAGAUGAUUUGUGUGAUGGGAUUUUUGACCCUCCUGGAGGUCAGUGGCUACUUGGGCACUGGCCUGUUUCUUCUCUAGCCCUAGUGUAUGAAUCAGUUCAUCCACAGCUGCCCAGCACUCAGUGCAUGCAGAUCAGGGAGAGGUUACUAGUUUGCUGUUCCUUAGGCAGUUCCCUAAUUUUUCAAACUGAUAAAUGCCCCAGAGCCCUUUCUACUACUUAAUAUCCAUUAGCUCUAACCCUGUAGUUCUAUGCAACUUCCCUCUACAGCAGUCAUCUCUACACUUGUGUUGGGUCCGUCCUUCCUUCCUUCCUUCCUUCCUUAAGAUUUCAUCUUUACUUUAGAGUAAGAGUGUACAUGAGAGGGGGGAGGGAAAGAGGGGCAGGGAGGAGGGAAAACAAGAGAAUCACAAGAAGACCCCACACACAGCACAGAGCCCCAUGUAGGCUUGAUCCCACAACACCCUGAGAUUACAACCAGAAACCAAGAGUCAGAAGCUCAACUGACUGAGUCUCCCAGGUGCCCCCGAGUUUUUCUCUCUUUUAUUUUUGUUCCUCCAAACACUUGUUCUCUUGUAGUAUCUUUCAGAACUUAAUACAAAUCUAUUUCUUCAGAUAGUAGGUCUCUCUGGUUUCCAAUACUAUUAAAUUGUAUUUUAUUAUCACUAUCUAUUUACACGUAUUUUUGUGAGAUUUAGUGGGCAGUAAGUGGUAGAGGUAUAUUACCAAUCUGCCAUCUUGAAUCAUUCUCUGAUUUUUUUAAAGUAAAUCAUUUGCAAACUUAGUACUUUGGCCAUAAGUAAAUCACAGAUUCCCUGCAAUAGACCUCACAAUUGACCGGCAGACAUUAGUGAAAAUUGUCAUGGUCUUUCUGUCUUAGGGAAUGUGUUUUAGUGAGAGAUGGAGAGAUGGAGCCCAGUUAGUGGACUACAACUAUAGGCUAGAUUGGUGGUUCUCAACGUUUUCAAGUAUAAGGACAUGUUUUCUGCAUUUAAAAAAAGUUCAUGGUUCCUUACAAAAUGUAAUUGAACUUUUAGUAUCCAUUGUUUGAGAAAACACAUAAUAACAAAAUACAAUGAUGAUUUCCAGGUUCAAUCCUCUCUUUUUUAAAUGCUAAGGGUUUGUCUCUCCACAAUGAAUUCCAUAGUCUCUGAAAGUUAUAACUGCCUAUUGGUACAAAUAGUGCUCUUAAAUUUUACAAGAAUAUUUGAAUGUUUUCAAGUAGUUUCUUUAUCAAGUAUUUUCUUAGAAUUAUAGCUUUUACCAGGUUAGAGGAUUUUUUUUUCCUGUUUACCAUACAAAACAAAACCAAAAAAUGGACCUUCAUGAAAUUUAAUAUUAAAAAAAAUCUUAAUGAAUGAGCUAAUGGUUUUCAGUCCUUAACAUUGUUAUUAAUACCAUAAAUCUUUGUGUGUUUUAAGAAUUAAAGCAUUUUCCAAUCUAUUAUCUCAUUGGAUCUUUACAAUAAUCCUAUGAAGCAGGACAAAUAUUACUAUGUAUGUCAGUCUUCCAGCUAAUUAAUAGACAAAUAAAACUUAAGUAAUUUCCCCAAGCUGGCAAUUGGCAAGCAACAAAACCAGGGCCAGAACCUAAGUUUCUCAGUGCUCUGCCCAUUCAUUCCCAAAUGUCAAUGCCUAGAACAAUGCUGGCCCAUUACAAACGAAAAAACAAGAAUAGUAUAACAAGUAUCAGAGCAAAUAAUUUCAAAACUUUUAUUAAGAGAUUGUCAUUUUACUGCUUUGGGAGAUUUAAAAUGCUCUUAAUGAGGCUCCUUAUCACAGUGACAGAUGGAGCUAAUGUGGGAUCAACUCACCUAUCGUAACUACAUCAAGAAAGGCUUCAUAAACAAAACCAUUUGAAAUACACAACUACGCACUAAAACAAGAAAGUGAAAUCCUCAGGUGCCAGAAAUAAAGAGAACACUAAAAAGUAAUGAUCAAGAGGUAAAGUUAAACAGGCAAAACAGGCAGCUGGAGAAGUGGAAUCAGAAGUUGAGCUUAGGGGCUGUAGUGGGAGUUGAGGCCCCCCGUGCAAUGGAGCUGGCACUCAGCGCAGAGCCAGGAUCCCAGAAGAGCUCUGCUGUUGUGAAAAGGAUUCUAGAAUCUCUCUCCCAUUAGCCUGAGAAUUAGGGGGUGAAGCAAACUGAUUACCACCAAGACAGCUCACCUCCCAAACUAAGCUGUGCACAAGGUGGGAGCCACAGGGGUACUCCUGAGUAGUAACACAGAAAACCCACACCGAAGUAGCAACAGAAAAAGCUGAGAACCAAAGAUCCAGAAGAAGCCGAGAAACCUGAAGGACCCUCGUAUAGACAAAAGACAAAUACAAUACUGCCCCAUAGUCACACUUUAUUAUCCUGGGGACAUGAGACACCGUGGAAAGAAAUACCUAAGAUGAGAUGAAAAAUACCUAUCUUCCAGGGAGGGACUUAGCAGAAUUCAUGCCUCGAGAAUUACAGACAAUAGAGCAAAGAGACUAUAAAGUAAAUAAGCUUAAAUGAUUCUGGACAUAAAAGAAUAAAAACUGUACAGUAAAACCAGAACAGCCUAAAAAGUAAGAGACAUAGUUCAGGGAGGGGAAAAAAAAAGCUAUAGAAUUUCCAAAGAUAAAAAAUAGCAUUUUUUCAAAACAAUUCAGUAGAUUAAAAAAAUUUAAAAACUCAGUAGACUAAACAUAGCUUAAAAGAAAGUAAGUUGGAAGGCAGAGUUGAAGAAAUCUCACAGAAUAAAACUCAAAAAGAUAAAAAAGAAAUAUUUAAAAAGAAAGAGGCACAGAGAAUAGAAUGUUACUAAGUGUUCCAGAAGGACACAAUAGAGGGAAUAUGAGAGGAAUCUGCAAUAAAAAUGGCUAUGUUAGAGACUGCUGCCUGUUCCUUAUAACCAGUCUCGCCCUCUGCCUUUUUCACAGAAUCACCCAUUUUCAGCUGAGAACUAGGCUGCCCAGAAUAAAGGCAGUAUUUCCCAGUUUCCCUUAUACCUGGACAGGCUAUAUGACUGUACUUUAGAAUGUAAACAAAACAGCAUGUGCAACUUCCAGAAAUGUCCUUAAAGGAAAGAGAUAGGACUUUUCUCUCUACUUUUCUUUCCUAGUAGCUCAAAUGCAGAUGGUAUGGUUUAAGUUUGAUUAGAGAAUCUACUUGCUGAAAAUGAAUGGUGGAACAAUAAAAUGGAAGGAUCCCUGAGCCUCUGACACCAUCAAACGCCACCUGGAAAGCCACAUCUAUGUGAAAAAGAGAAACUUCUGUCUUGUAGGAACCACUUUGAUUUAGAAUUGUUUUUAAAACACUUGCAGCAGAAUCUCAUCAUAACUUCUGAUUGAGAAUUUUCUACAAUUAAAGAUGGUAGUCUCCGAUUUGAAGGAGUGGAAUGAAUUCUGAGCUAGAAAAAAAUGUGAUUAAAUCUAUGCAUGGACAUAGAAUAAUAAAACAGCAGAACACCAAACAUACAGAGAAAAGCUUUAAAAGCAAAUCUGAGGGCGCCUGGGUGGCUCAGUGGGUUAAGCCGCUGCCUUUGGCUCAGGUCAUGAUCUCAGGGUCCUGGGAUCGAGUCCCGCAUCGGGCUGUCCCCUCAGCAGGGAGCCUGCUUCCCCCUCUCUCUCUCUGCCUGCCUCUCCAUCUAUUUGUGAUUUCUCUCUGUCAAAUAAAUAAAUAAAAUCUUUAAAAAAAAAAGCAAAUCUGAGAGAAAAGAGAUUGUUGCCCAUAAGGAAAGAUAAACUUCAAAGGAAAGAUAAACUUCUCAAACACAAUGAGGGAUGCAAAAAGAAAAUGGAAUAGUAUCUUGAAAAUGCUGAAAGGCAGUGAGGCUCAACAUAGAAUUCCAUGCUUCGCUGAACUGUAACUCAACAAUGAGGACAAAAUGUGGACCCUGCCAGACAUACACAGAUUAGCACUGACAACAAGUACCUAUAUAAUACAACUUUACAAGGCACUGUUCUAGGUGCUUUAUCUAUUUUAACUCAUAAUCCACACAACAACCCUCUGAGGUAGUUACUAUUAAAUAUUACUAUAUCAGGGAUGACGAAACUAAGAUACAGGAAAGUUAAGUAACUUGCCCAAGGUCACACAGCUAGGAAGAGUCCAAAUUGGGAUUCAAGCAUGGACAGCCUGCUUCAGAUUCCGUUGUUGUAAUCCCUCACAGGAAGAGUUCGUUAUGCCCAGACCUUCCAUGAAAUUACCACUGAAGUCAUUUAAAAGAUGGUCUGGUACUCACUUUGGCAGCACAUUUGCUAAAAUUGGAAUGAUACAGAAGAUUAGCACAGCCCCUGUGCGAGGUUCACAUGCAAAAGACCAGUAUGGAGCCUGGACAGACCAAGGAGGAUGUAAGCAGAAAAACGAGAAAGAUAAAUCAGCAAAUCAUAUGGAUCCACUAAUGUAUUAACUACAAAAGUGUCCUUUCAUGCAAUAAUUCUGAUAUUAGAUUCUAGGGGACUUUUUUUUUCCUCUUAUAGUAUCUUUAUUUGGCAAAAGAAAAUAUUUGGCAACUCUAUGUCAAUUCCUCCCAAAAUUUUGGUAAUUUUCCUAGUCUGUGAAAUCAUAGUCUGGCAACCAUUGAUCUAUUGUGCAACAAAGGUUUUUUUUUUUGUUUUGGGUGUAUGUGUGUUUUUUAAAGGCAAAUUUGCAAAGUUAAUUACUGGUGUGUCAUACAAAAAAAUAUUUAUUGGUAUUAGUAUA